AACGUCAAGAUCGGAACGUUUUUAUUUUUAGCUGCUGUCGUAAAUCCGAAAAUAACAAAUGUCUGUGUGAUGUGAGGCAGGAAAAUGAUUUUUUGCUUCGAUUUCGAAUCUAAUUUCAUUUUUGGAGGAAUAAAGUUGUGUUUUUUUUUCUCUAAGUUUUGAAAGGUUUACUGCGCACUUCAUAGCGUAAGGAAUUGAAGUUGAAGAAAGGAAAUUUUCCAUCUAUUUUAUCUUAACUGCAGUUCAACCACGUUCUUUGUCAUCGGUGGAUGAAUUGAAUUCAUCUAUGGUGGACAAAUUGAAAGAGUUUGAAAUCAUCGGCAUCAAUUAAUUGACGAAAAAUCAAAAUGAAUCAUACAACAGAGGAAAUAAAAGCAUUGACAUCGAAAUCAGAAGAUCAACAAAGCAACGGAUCGGCAAUUACUCGUCCUUCAAAUAAAGAAUCUUCUCCAAAAAUCUUCAAAUUAACUAUUGAUUGCUUCGAUGAAAUAUUCGAGUAUUUAUCACUCAAAGACUUGCAUUCGUUUGGUCAAACGUGCAAGACGAUGCAAAAGGUGGCCGGAGAGUAUUUUAAGCAAAAUUAUUCGGCGGCUGAAAAAUUCUGUGCAAAGGAUGGAAUAUACACGAUUUAUUCUGACAGUGAAAGUGUGAUCGAUGAACGUAUUUGGAUAUCGUAUUUCAAUCAGUCUAUGCCUUGCAUAUCUCAUCAUUUUGAGCGACUUGAUCCGCUUCGGUAUCUUCGAUCUCACAUCGAUGAAUUCAAGUCCAUCAAGCACAUUUGUUUUGUAAGUUUAAAUUUGAAUCGCGAAAAAGUCCAAUUCAUCCAGAAAAUAUUGCCAAAAAUCGAAGUAGUGCAAAUAAAAAAUGGUCAUGCAACCGGAAAUUUGCAUGAACUGAUGCUAAAAUAUUGUGACAAUUUGAAGAAAAUUUAUGUGCAAAAUUCCGACUCCAGUUUCAAUGGCAAGUUUGAGUGGCUAUUGGCCGAUUAUCCACACCUGAGCCACUUGGAAUUGAUACCCAAUCACUUGCAUGUCAUAGAAGAAUUGAGUGAAUUCUUCACACGCAAUCCAAAAGUUCAACGCUUUUCGACCAGCGGAGUUUUUCUAUGGGCAAACAGAAAUGAAUUGGUAAAAACGAAGGCAAAACUGAAUAUUUUGGAGAUUAAAUCGAAUCAUUUCUUGGGAUAUGGUGAUUCAAUUUGGGAUCUACUGAAACAACUCCAUUCGCAAGGUUUUUAUAAACGAUUAUUUCUUUAUACCGAUGGCGUUAACCAAGAUCUCAGCAUUAAGUUGGCAUCGCUUCCGAACCUUGAAACGUUGUGCGUUCGAUGGUUCAGCGGAAAUUAUAAUCUAACCUGUUUGACCAAUUUGAAAGAGCUCAUACUUUUGGAUGGAUUAAAUGUAGCCGAUGCCGAAAUUCUGGCCAAUGGUCUGGUGAAACUGGAACGACUUUACGUUGACAAAGCUACAGUUGAAGACAUUUUGCCAUUUAUUCGUCAAUCAGCCAAACUGAACAAACUUAAAAUGCUUCCCAAAGAUGAGAAAGAUUCCGAAGAAGAUGCAACUCCAAUUUAUUACAACUAUUAUGACUACUAUAAUGACGAGGACAGCGAUGAUGAGAGUGAAAAUGACGAACAAGAGAAGAUUCAUGCAGGAGGUGAAGGAAAAAGUGGAGAUAAAGUUGAAAAUCAGGUCGAAAACAAAAAUGACAGUGAAAUUCGUGAUGAAAAUCGAAUUCAUAACGGGGAUUGUUUCUCCGCUGAAGAAAAACCAUCAAAUGAUGAUAAUGACGGCGAUAACAUUGACCAAAACGAUGGUCCUAAAGCUGAGGCAAACAUGGAAAAUAUCGCGGGAAAUAGCAAUAGUAAAUCGAAUUCCAUUGAUAACUCAAUUGCCCAUAAGAAUCUAGACGAUGGUCAAGAUGACGGUCAACUCAAUAGUUUUUCUAAUGGAAGAGUUCUCAAUCUGGUUGCAUUGAACAAGGAACGUGGAAAAUUGCCGAAUGCACGAAAGGUGACAAUUUAUGUUCGGGACGAUGUGUUUUUAGCCACAAAAUGGGCAACCAAAAACGGUGAUACCCACUUGAAAUACAUCGAAAUGAAGCGUUCUGACUCAUACGAAUGGAAUCAUCAUUAUUGAAUGCAAUAAAUGUUAGGAUCAAAGUAUUUUUUGAAUCGACAGAAACAAA
This is a messenger RNA of Sitodiplosis mosellana (orange wheat blossom midge), 2187 nucleotides long. RefSeq lists its product as uncharacterized. The record is from RefSeq and is a predicted model, not a curated record. Lineage: Eukaryota; Metazoa; Arthropoda; Insecta; Diptera; Cecidomyiidae. The transcript is spliced from 2 exons. The coding region runs from base 348 to 2138 and encodes 596 amino acids. Gene Ontology annotation, molecular function: protein binding.